Messenger RNA from Durio zibethinus, 1677 nucleotides. Its product is annotated as histidine-containing phosphotransfer protein 1-like. Gene Ontology annotation, biological process: phosphorylation; cytokinin-activated signaling pathway; phosphorelay signal transduction system. Lineage: Eukaryota; Viridiplantae; Streptophyta; Magnoliopsida; Malvales; Malvaceae. The record is from RefSeq and is a predicted model, not a curated record. Gene Ontology annotation, molecular function: protein histidine kinase binding; histidine phosphotransfer kinase activity. Gene Ontology annotation, cellular component: nucleus; cytoplasm.
UUUUGUUCCACAACUCUCUGACAAAUGGAAAAGGAAGAAGAAGAAGAAGAAAUGGUGGGGACUACUCUUUCCCAACAGCUCAGGAAUUACAUUCAGACCAUGCAUGAUCAGGGCAUACUUGACCAUCACUUCGAUCAUGUGAAAUCGUUACAAAAUGAAGAAAAUCCUCAGUUUGUUAUGGAAGUGAUCUCAAUGUUCUCCCACGAUGCUGAAAUUGGCAUUUCUCAAGCCACUGAAUUUCUGAACUGUGUUGUCGACUUUGCCAAGGUUAUAUGCUUUGUUCACCAGCUCAAAGGCAGUAGCUCAAGCAUUGGUGGUCAGAGGAUGGCCAUGGCUUGUCGCGAGCUGCGACAUGCCUGUGAUAUCAGGAGCAAGGAGAGGUGCCUUGAAAUCUUUGGGAGGUUGAAACAGGAGUACAAUACUUUGCAUGAAUGCCUCAACACCAUAUCCCAGAUGGAGAGAACCAUCAUCGCCAAUGAGACUAGACGCCGCCAACCAUAGCAAGCCUGCUUUGUGGUUGCAGCUUUAGCCUUCAGGUUCCUCUAAAAGUCGGAAAUGGUGUCUGUUUAAGACUGCUUUGAUGACUUUGUCCUCUGCUUUGUGUUAACAAUAUCUGGUAAUGUGUUUGCUCUUUGCGGGUCGCUUUUGUGUGCUCUGUGGUACCCAAUAAUAAAUUAGAUGUCCUUUUUGUCGUGUCUAAACCAUAAAAUUAGCUUGUGAUACCCAAUCCACCUCUAUCGCGAUUAGAAGUGACUUUCUAUGUCUCCUUUUCAUCCGGAUGACCUAUAGUCAAAGCAUUGGUUAUAGUCUUAAAGGCGAUUAGUGAUGAGUGAUAAAGGUCAAAUCCAACAUUUUGUUGAAUAUAUAGAUAUCGAAAAUUGCUAUUUGUCCAAAUCCCCAAGUCGGCGCCUCACUCUACAAUCUUAGGUUUGCCGACGUUGAUUAUCUGAUACCAGUGAAGAAAGAUACAGGCGAAGGAGUGAAGACACCUACAGGAAGCGGCAAACUUCCCAAUGCCAUCAAAUCAUGCAUUAUCUAAUGCUUGAGCGUGUGCUGCCGUUUACAGAAUUAUGUUCCAAGAGCGGUUAGAUAUCAUUUGGAUGCAACGGAAACAAAUCUAACACCGAGCAAUACUUGUUGACUUUGAAUUUUGGACCUAGCAACAAAAAUUUUGUGCUCUGUGAAAGAAGAAUUACUUCAACCCGGCAUGCGUAACAACUAGACAGUGGGUUUGCUGUCUCAUGACCAAAUGCGGUCAGAAUCUAGCAUGGUUCUGCAAAACUGACUAAAACAUGACAAUAUAGCAUGCACAACUGAUUUUAGACCGAUAAAUAUGGAUCCACAAAACUAGCAGCCACUUUUCUGCAGUUUGAUAUUAUUUCUGGUGAUUCAUAAACCCCGAAACUUUUUGCAAGAAUAAAAUGAAAGUACAAUCUAUAGAGGAACCAAACCAGCUCCAUGCAACUGAUUAAGAUUGUGUAACUUGAUGCUUGAAAGAGCAGCUUUGCUUAAGCCGUAACCACAGAAUAAAAGUGAAGAAAAGCAGCAGAAAGAAUCCUCAAAAUCAUAGGCUUAAUGACACCAUGCAAUCAUACACAUAUCUCAGCAAUUCCCAGGUAUCCAUAGAGAAGAGAACAGAAUUUCACAGUUAAUCCUGGCAUGAAAUCUCUCAAGCCU